AUGGCGAGCGCAACCCACUCGGACGGAGGCAGAAAAAACACAAGCGGAGGAGAAACCACUUCCUAUGAUGACUUGAUCGAAUUAAGGAAAAGAAUCAUCCUCAAGGAGAAAGAACUUUUGCAAAAAAAAAAAUGGCCAGAAAAAGCAAGUGCGGAAAAUGGAGGGGAAGAAAUUACAGCGAAGGAGCAGAAGAAGCCGCAUCACCAGGAGGGAAAUAAGGGGAAGGUCACGUACAGGUCCUUUGACGAGUUUUACAGAUAUAAAAAACAUUUUGAGGAACACGAGGUGAAGGUGAGGAGGGAUGCGAUGAAGUCACUCCGAAAGUGCGGCGGGGGGGGCAAUGAGGUGAGCGGUUGCAAUGAAAGACGCCCUCCUAACGACGUAAGCGGCGGCAAUGAAAGACGCCCUCCUAACGACGUAAGCGGUGGCAAUGAAAGACGCCCUCCUAACGACGUAAGCGGUGGCAAUGAAAGAUGCCCUCCUAACGACGUACACGCUGCUAACCAGCAGGGAGACCGCGGCGAUCACCGUUACUCGUACAUCAAACUGAAAAUGGAGCGACAAGGCACCGUCAAACAGCUCAAGGAGUACUUCCAGAAGAUCCAGCAAGACCAAGUGCAGAAGAGGAAAAACGAGAUGCUUCUGAGGAGGGACAAGAAGGGGGCCACAGUCGUUGCUGAGAGAGGGAAGGAACGUGGAGCGAAUGGCGACGGAACCCUUUUGGAAAGAAUGGAAAACGAGAAGAGGUGCUACCCAUCUGAGCCUGACCUUGGCACGACGCUUCACCCCUACGCUGACGGGGUGAGCAGCCUCGAGGGGGAAGCCAAAAGGGAAGACCAAAUGGAGAAGGAAGUGGAAAAACAGAUGGAAAAACAGGUGGAAAAACAACUGGACAGCCAAAUGGACCGCCACGACAGCAAAGAAUUGGAACUUCUGCACACCCUGAUUAGCGAAAUGAAGAAAAGCUCCGACAAGGGGGAAGACUACAUCGCCAAUUUAGUCCAGGAUCUCCGCAAGUCCAAUAAGAGACACCUCGUACUGAAGAUUCUGCAAAUGCUCCAAUCCGUUGACAGUAGAAUAACCUCUGAGCAGGGGAAGAAGGCAUUGGAGCGGGAUGUGAGCCAAGUUGGAGAAGGAGACACAGACAAACAAGACGGGAAGGUGACCACGUGGGUCACCAUGGAGAGUAAUAAACACACAGGAAAGGCAGAAAAGAGAGCUUCCCCUGAGAGGGAAAAAACGGAUGGAGGCAAUCCUAAGGUGCUUCCAAAAGGGAGUUUCACGUGGAGCAGAGAUCAGAAAAACGACAAGGAGAAAAAAACUCCACCGAUCAGAAGUGGAAGUCCUAUCCAUGUAAAGAUAAAAAAAUACAACGAUGCGGUGGAGGCAGGAUAUUCCCAAAUGAGUCGUGCCCUGGAUGGCAAAGUAGAGGACAGGAGGGGAGACGGUAAUCUGCCCCGCACAGUGGAACGGAGAAAGGGCCCAACCAAGGGGGGGGAAACUAUGAACAAGGAAAACAGUGCUGCAGAGGGGGUAGUUCAACACGGGAAGGGCAACCAACUGUGUGUCACUUCGAGCAAUGGGAGGAGCGACCAAACGGGUGUCACUUCCGGUGGAGCGAACAGCCAGUCGGAACAUCCUAACGAUAACGUCGGCUCCCUCCGUCCGAAUGGCAGCACAGAAAAAAGUGAAGCUAACCACGCUGGGAAGUUCGAAUGGUUUUAUUCCACGAUGAAGGACUUAUAUAGUGAGGAUGGUGAGGUAGGCGGUGAGCCGGACGGUGGACUAAGCGCCGAGCCGGACGGUGGAAUAAGCGUCGAUCCAAACGAUUACUCAAGCGAGGGUAGCGAAAACAAUGACCUCUUCUUGUGGCUAGAAAACAGAGACGUUGAAAACGUUUUGAGUGCGAAGAAACGGAGUGACGAGGGGGAGACCAGCGAGGAGUCAGGACUUCUUCCCGUCUCAUGA
Plasmodium inui San Antonio 1 is the source of this 1968-nucleotide messenger RNA. RefSeq lists its product as hypothetical. Bases 1 to 1968 code for a protein of 655 amino acids. The record is from RefSeq and is a predicted model, not a curated record. The transcript has a single exon. Lineage: Eukaryota; Apicomplexa; Aconoidasida; Haemosporida; Plasmodiidae.